CUCCACUUUUCCGCAACUAAAGACUGUUGACGGAAAGUUCGACAUCAAUCAAACAAAAUAACAUCAAUCAAUCAACCAACCAAACCGCAUAACAAAUAACAACAGUAACAUGAUUCCUGUAGUUUCAAGGAGAAUCUAAUUCUAAUGUUUCAUCUUUUUUGAAAUAAUAUGGCUGGAAAUAGACUUCAAAGAACUGGUUCGAUAUUUGAGCGCCUGAGCGGUCUUCUAAAGACAGGUGCCAUCAAAGGAGAAGACAAACCUAUAUGGUAUGAUGUCUAUAAAUCAUUUCCACCCAAACAUGAGCCCACCUUCAGUCGUCCACCUCUUCCUAAAGAAAUCAAACCAAUUUUUUAUCCUGAAGACAACAUAAGAGGGAAAUUCUUAAAGUUAUAUGGACCUGCAAGUGUGCACAAUUUACUUCAACCUUCAGAACAAUCAAUAAUGCAAAGGUUUGUUGAAAAAUACCAGUAUUUAGAAAAGAAUGGCAGUUUUAUGAAUGAAGAGGAUGUAUUUAAAGCCACAGAAGCCGCUUUGGAAGAAGAAGGAAUAACUUUCAUGCGUACAAAGGAAAAAAAUUUUACAGAUGAAAAUUCUUAAUAAAUACUGCCAUUGAACAAAAGGAGAAGUAUGCAGACAAACAAUUGGUUUGAUCGCUAGUAAUUGCUAAGAUAUCCAACAAUCAUGUCAUAAAGUUCCUUUUGGGCAGCAGGAUCUUUCUGUUGCUCCCUGCAAAGGAGAAAAACAUUUGAAUUCCAAAGAUCACAUGCUAAAAUAUUUAUCUUAAAUAUUUAUGUGUGAAAAUAUUCAAAUGUGUUGUACUGUAUUUCUUCAUUAUAUAUUAUACAAUUAAUUUUGAAAUAAGCAUUACGGGAAAAAAAAUUCUUAAUGUUACACUUAGUGCAUGAAAUUAGAACUGUAUGAUAUUUCUUUGUUAUGAAAUUUAGUUAUUUAUUGUUUGGGCUAACCAUUAUGCUAUAAAUUAAACUGUUUUUCCUUCUUUGAA
This is a messenger RNA of Parasteatoda tepidariorum (common house spider), 1003 nucleotides long. RefSeq names its product mitochondrial ribosomal protein S23 (gene mRpS23). Gene Ontology annotation, cellular component: mitochondrion; ribosome. Gene Ontology annotation, biological process: translation. The record is from RefSeq and is a predicted model, not a curated record. Lineage: Eukaryota; Metazoa; Arthropoda; Arachnida; Araneae; Theridiidae. Gene Ontology annotation, molecular function: structural constituent of ribosome.